Molecule: messenger RNA, 2895 nt
Organism: Pogona vitticeps (central bearded dragon)
Lineage: Eukaryota; Metazoa; Chordata; Lepidosauria; Squamata; Agamidae
Source: RefSeq, a predicted model, not a curated record
GGCGAGCACAUCCGGGUACGAGGCCCAGAACAGGGCGGAGGAUAAAGCGCGAGCGAGGCAAGGGGAGAGCGGUGACGAGUGAAAGGGAAGUUCAAAGCCUUAUAUUCCCUUCCGCGCUAUUGCUCACUGUUUCCGGCGUCCCGCUUUGUAUCUAAGAUACUGAGAAAAAGGCCGGAACAGUCCUAUGACCGAAAAAGAGGGAAGGGAGAAAAGGACUGUAUUGCUUUCUGGAGUCGUUAGAAAUGCUCCCGAGAAGCCCGUCCCUCGCAGACCACAUCCCGCGCUUUAGCUGCCCCAAUUCUUUCUCCUCCCACAAGUAGCAGAACGAGCACGACCAUCUUCCCCUUGCCGGAAAACGUGUGGCGCCCCUUGGGUCCCGAGAGAAGUGGAGCAGCCCUCAGAGGGGCGAGGCGCAGUCGUCUCGGUUAACGGCGGCGGUAGGGCGUCUCCUUCGCCCCCACCGCGUGUGGACGGUUGUCCGUGGGAGAGGCGCUUCCUUUAAGAGCAGUGUUUCAUGUCAGAAUCAGCAGUUUUAGAUCAAUGUGCAUGAUAUAUCACUAUGGAAAACUUUAUUUUGUAUGAAGAGAUUGGAAGAGGAAGCAAGACAGUGGUUUAUAAAGGCAGAAGAAAAGGAACCAUUAAUUUUGUGGCAAUUUUGUGCACGGAUAAAUGCAAAAGAGCUGAAAUAACAAACUGGGUGCGCCUUACUCAUGAAAUAAGGCACAAGAACAUUGUAACAUUUCAUGAAUGGUAUGAAACAAGCAACCAUCUCUGGCUUGUGGUGGAAUUAUGCACAGGUGGAUCACUAGAAAUGGUAAUUGCUCAGGAUGAACACUUACCUGAAGAUGUUGUGAGAGACUUUGGUAUUGAUUUGGUAGCUGGACUUCAUCAUAUUCAUGAGCUUGGAAUUCUUUUCUGUGACCUUACACCUGGAAAGAUUCUCUUGGAAGGACCUGGUACUCUAAAGUUCAGUAGUUUCUGUUUGGCUAAAGCAGCAGGUGAAAACAUGGAAGAUUUUUUCGCUUUAAUUGGAACAGAGAAGAGGGGCAGUGAUAGUGAUGAAAACACAGAACAAAGUCUAAAAAAGAAACUGACAGGUUCACUUACGUAUGUUGCUCCAGAAGUUAUAAAAGGCACUGACUUCUCUGUAGCCAGUGAUUUGUGGUCCUUGGGAUGUUUGCUGUAUGAAAUGUUUUCAGGAAGACCACCAUUCUUCUCAGAAAGCCUCACUGAAUUAGCAGAGCAGAUUUUACAUGAAGACCCUUUUCCACUUAGACAGAGAGGAUCAGCAAUUCCAAAACCAGUUUCAGACUUCCACAAUUUGCUUGAGUCUUUGCUUCAGAAGGAUCCUCUGAAGAGAUUGACAUGGCCACAGCUGUUGCAGCAUCCUUUCUGGAAAGAUGCUUUUUCACAAAUUCCAAGUGGAUCUCUCUCCAGACAAGAUCUGAUGUCUAGCAGUGAAAAUGCCAAGUUAUUUGUACCAGGAAGGUCUGAGGAUGAAUUAAAGGGGGAAGAAUCACCAGAAAUUACAUCUCCAGGAACAGAAAACAAGCAAUUAAACAGAUCUUUCAAGAUGGAAAAUCCAGGAGAAUUGCGCCCUAAAAGUGCUAUAGAUGGUGAAUUAAAUGAAUCUAUAUUUCUGCUCAGUUCACGACCCACCCCUAGAACUAGCACGGCAGUAGAAAUAGAACAACAGCUGCAGCAUUAUUUAUCUCCAGAUUCUUUACAGAGAUCAUCUACUUGUCCUUCAACAAAGGCUAAAGACAUAUUCUGUGUUCAGCAGGAUAUCGAGUCCAAAGUGAAAGAACUUAUCUACACAGAGUCUGACCUUACUGUGACUUCUAUUAUUGACAAUCCAAAGAUAAUGAAACAAGUACCAGUAAGAUUUGACAUGAAGAACUUGCAUAUUCCAGCAUAUUCAGCUGAGAAACUGUUGAUGCUGAAAGAAGCAGAAUUGAAUGACUUUUUGCAACAUGUAUGUGAGCUGGUUGACUCCCCAGAGAAGACCACUGGAGUAGCCAGAGUUAAGCUGAAUUUGCUUUGCUAUCUGUGUACUCUUGUUGCCAAUAAGAAAGUAGCAACUAGGUUAAUCAGCACAAAAUUGUUCCCUGUGCUAAUACAGCAGUUGCGGAUUGCUCCAAACUGGGAUAUACGUGCCAAAGCUACCCGAGUGAUUGGUUUACUGGCGUUGCAUACAAUUCAACUUAAAGAUAAUGUUCCAGUUAUAGAGGCAAUCACUCUGUUAACUGAACUGGUCCGAGAAAAUUUCAGGAACAGCAAACUAAAACAGUGCCUUUUGCCUGCUCUUGGGGAGUUGCUUUAUCUUGUGGCCAGCCAAGAUGGGAAGAAAGAGCACUCCAGAGAGCACUGGGUCCUUCCUUCAGCUGCUUACACUGUGCUAAUGAGGUGCCUUCGGGAAGGGGAAGAAUGUGUUGUAAACCAUAUAGCAGCAAAGAUUAUUGAAAAUGUAUGCUCCACUUCCUCUUCCCAUGUCCAAGGAUUUAUCACUGGAGAAGUUGGACCUCUUUUGUGGCAUCUCUCUCUGCAUUCAACCAUAGAUUCUUUUAGAAUAACUACUAUUUCGGCGUUAUGCAAAAUAACUCACCACUCACCUAGUGCUUUCCAGAGUGUGAUUGAAAAGGUGGGAUUAACAGCUGUAAUACACUCUUUGGCAACUGGAAUAUGCAAAGUUCAGCAGUACAUGAUGACUAUGUUCUCUUCUAUGUUGUCUUAUGGAAUCCAUUUGCAAAGACUCGUUCAAGAAAAGGAUUUUGUGACUACAGUUAUUCGAUUAUUUGAAAGUCCUUCUUAUGAUAUUCGAGCAAAAGCUUUUUUAGUUCUAUUGCAGGUUUUAAUUAAUAAUAAGGAGAUGCUUCCUCUGUGCUGCCAAGCAAG